GUGACGACAAUGACAGGGAAACACUAGGGCAGGGCAAAACCAAAAACAAUAGGGGGGCACGGCUGUGGCCGUGACACUCCAGGGAAAUAGAAGACGUAGCUUCAUGAAAGAGUGGUACAGUAAGCAGAAAUGGAUAGAAUACUCGCAAAGUAAAGACUCUGCGUACUGCUAUGCUUGUCGGCACUUUAGUCUCCCUUCUUCAGGUAUUUCAGUGUUCACAUCUGAAGAGGGGUUCAGAUUGGAAAAAAGCAACUAACAAAGAUGGGGGUUUUGUUGGCCAUGCAAAAUCUGAAUCACACUGUAAUGCUAUGUUAGCAUGGGCAGAAUAUAACAAGGUGACUGCAGGCGAAUGCUCUCUCUCAGCCUCAUUAAAUGCAGAGUAUAAUAAAUUAGUGAGGGAAAAUAGAGAAUACAUAAAAACUGUUGGAGAAACCUUGCUCCUCACAGCCACGCAAAACAUUGGACAGAGAGCACAUAAUGAAACAGAAGGUCAGAACAAAGGAAACUUUCUUUCUAUCAUGGAACUGCUAGCAAAGCAUGAUCAAACAGUCAAAAGAAAAAUGACAUGUCAAAGAAAUGCUACAUACCUUGGUCAUAAUACACAAAACGAAAUGAUUGAUUGCCUAGCUGAAAUGGUCCGUUCCUCAAUAAUUACUGAAGUUAAACAAAGUGAGGUUUUCAGUAUUAUGGUUGAUGAGACCAAAGACAUUAGCAAAAAGGAACAGAUGUCUUUUUUAGUGCGUUAUUAUUACAAUGGGUCAAUAUGUGAAAGUUGUCUCACCUUUGAGGCAGCAGAACGCCUCAAUGCUGCAGCACUUUCACAGAAAAUUAUAGAAAUACUACAGAAGUAUGGCCUUGACUACAGAAACCAUCUAGUUGGGCAAGCAUAUGACGGUGCCUCUGUUAUGAGUGGGAAGAACAGAGGUGUGCAAGCACGCAUCAAGUCAGAUGCCCCCUUAGCUUUUUAUGUUCACUGCAAUGCACACUGCUUGAAUUUAGUAUUAGUUGACAGUGUGAAAUGCAUCCCUAAAGCCUAUUGUUUCUUUUCUCUUUUGCAGAAACUGUAUGUUUUUGUGUCUGGGUCAUAUGUGCACCAAAGGUGGUUAGAGGUACAGAGGGAGAUGUUUCAGGGGCCCCCGAGAGAGUUGCAAAGGCUGAUAGAGAUACGGUGGGCAUGUAGGUACAAAGCUUGCAAGACAGUGAAGGACAGACUGCCAGCUAUCAUGCGUCUACUAAAAGACAUUUCUGAAGAAAGAAAUGGUGACAGAGCUGUAGAGGCAAGAGGUUUAUUGGCCCAAAUAGAUCUGAAGUUUGUUGGACUCCUUGUUACAUUAACCAAUGUCUUUGGUGAAAUAAAUCAUCUAUCAGAUGUUUAACAGUCCCUACAACUCAAUUUGGGCACAGCUGUUACCCUUAUCGACUCUCUUGCUGAAACUUUGAAUAGUUAUAGAGAGGGCUCUCACUUUAAUGAUAUUUGGGACAGUACUGUGACCCUUACCGAGCAAUGCAACAUCGGUAUUGGACCUUCAGGGCGUCAGGUCACACCAAGCUCUAGGCUUGAAGGUUACUACAUUUCCACUCCAAUAGCUCAAAGACAGGUCAACACUGAUUAGGAAUCAUUUCGGGCAGAUUAUUUUAUUCCCAUUAUUGAUGUGCUUCUCUCUGAGGUGAAGAGAAGAUUUUCAAAAGAAAAUAUUGUAAUACUGGAAGGGAUACAAGCUUUGAAUCCCUGAAGUUCCACAUUUUGUGAGAAGAAUGUAGUGUUACCAUUUGCCUUACAAUAUAAAUGCAGCACUGAGAAUCUAGAGUAUGAGAUUCCUCAGCUAAAACGGACUCUAAAUGGGAAGAAAUCUAGUGGUUUGAAAACACCAACCAGUUUAUUAGAGCUUACUGUAUUUCUUGAGCCAUAUAGGGAGAUGU
Hypomesus transpacificus is the source of this 1920-nucleotide messenger RNA. RefSeq names its product zinc finger MYM-type protein 1-like. The transcript has a single exon. NCBI's taxonomy places the organism in Eukaryota, Metazoa, Chordata, Actinopteri, Osmeriformes, Osmeridae. The record is from RefSeq and is a predicted model, not a curated record. The coding region runs from base 171 to 1376 and encodes 401 amino acids.